This is a messenger RNA of Penicillium soppii, 1641 nucleotides long. RefSeq lists its product as uncharacterized. The transcript is spliced from 4 exons. Gene Ontology annotation, molecular function: ubiquitin binding. Gene Ontology annotation, biological process: endosome to lysosome transport; protein transport; protein modification process. Gene Ontology annotation, cellular component: ESCRT I complex. Lineage: Eukaryota; Fungi; Ascomycota; Eurotiomycetes; Eurotiales; Aspergillaceae. The record is from RefSeq and is a predicted model, not a curated record. Bases 1 to 1641 code for a protein of 546 amino acids.
AUGGCCGUUCCUCAGAGGACACUGAACUGGCUCUACAGUGUCUUGACCAAGGAUCACUAUGAUCCACAACAGACAUACCACGACCCAAAUAGAGCCUACCACGAUGUUGCCAACGCGCUCUCUCAAUACCCCUCGCUCUCCCCUCGGACAGAUGUAUACACCUAUGAAACAGGUUUCUCGGCCCUCCUCCUCCACCUUGUGGGCACGUUGCCUGUUAACUUCCGAGGGACAACAUACCGAUUUCCCAUUGCGCUUUGGAUCCCCAAUACAUACCCACGCGAGCCACCAAUCGCCUAUGUGACCCCGACGCAAGAGAUGACAGUUCGAGUUGGACAACAUGUGACAUUAGAGGGACAGGUGUACCAUCAUUAUCUGGCGCAUUGGGCUGAAGCGUGGGAUAGAUCUACAAUUGCCGACCUUCUCUCUAUCCUUCAGGAUGUCUUUGCAAAGGAGCCACCUGUUCGGUACAGGCAACAAAUGCCACAAUCCCAGUCUCGGCCGGAACAUGCCCAUGCCCUAACUCCGCCGCCAUUGCCUCCUCUUCCACCCGGUGUUGGCUCUUCGCAGACUCAGAUCCCUCUUCAAUCUACAAGUCAGCUCCCGCCUCCACCUCCGCCGAAGCCAGGUACGAGCGAGAAUCGACCGCAGUCAACUGUGGCUGAUCAACAUCGGUCUCCCCAACGGCCUCCGCUCCCACCCAAAGAGCAAGGCCUCCGCCAUGCAUCCAUACCCAAUUCACCACUUUCAGCCCAGAACACCCACGCGCCGCAGUAUUAUGCACCCUUGGGUCAUAUUGGAGGCCCGAUAAGCAGCCCACUCUCCCAACCACCCCAGAGCCAGUCAACAUCACCCCAGGGCCAGUCAUAUUAUAGAAAUGGAGCAGCGAUCCCUCCACAGCCGCAAUUCCCCGGUCAACAGCAACCAUCGGCUCAACCCCAGCCCGCUCAAAACCAGUCUCAACAGCCGCUCCCCAAUCCUCCAUACCCCCAGCAUUCACCCUACCCAUCCAACUACUCACGUCCACCCCCAGCACAAGCACCAGCCCCCAAGACUGAGACCCCCAAGACUGAGACUCCUGAUCUGCUCACAUCUCCAUUUGAAGUCGAGUUACCCUCAAUUUCAGGCCCAGCCCCUCCAAUCCCUCCCAAUCCAGAGAAGGACACACUUUUGCGAGCAGUCUCGCACUCUCUAGCGGAAUCCCUCCGAGUCAACGCCGCCCAGUCAGACAUAGCAGUUCAAUCCCUCGUCUCGCAAUCUAGAUCUCUUCACUCCGCCUUAGCAACCCUCCAGGGCGAAGUCUCCGCCCUCAAUUCCCUCCAUGCUACUCUUCAAUCCAACACCGCUGUUCUUCAGCAGUCGAUACAUCGUGCCGAUGCUACUAUCGCCGAUGCCCCUCCUGAUUUGCCGCCAAUUGACGAUGUUCUUGUGGCACCGACAAUUGUGGGUAAACAGUUGUAUGAUCUUGUUGCUGAAGAGCAGGGAAUCCAGCAGGCUCUUUACGCUUUGCAGGCUGCUUUGGUGAAGGGCAUCAUUGGCGUUGAUUCUUGGUCCAAGCAUACGCGCAGUCUUGCUCGUGAGGCGCUGCUUAAGAGGGCUUUAAUUCGCAAGAUUGGGCGUGGGAUGGGAUUGGAGGAGAAUUAG